AUGGCUCCUACGCCCACCGAGCCGCCAUCGAGUGCUCACCCGAUUCCCAAGCUCCUCCUUCGCUGCUACGACAUCGCUCACCCUGGCAGCUCCGCCUUCUUCGGCACACCCCCUGCCGUGGACCAGACACUACAGGCGUCUUGCUCGACCGUCCUCUCCCGCCUUUACCCCUCGCCUCACGAACCUCCUCCACCUAUCCGGUCUGUCACGGUUAUACUAGAAGAGUUUGACGGCGUCGCAUACACCUGCGGCUCGAAGCUGGACGAAGAGCACAAGGAGGUCCACCUCUCGCUCUCGUAUCUCGCCGACGUUCAGAAGAAUGCGAAGGGCGACGGAGACCGCGUCGCCAACGAGGUGAUGGGCGUCUUGGUGCACGAGCUGGUCCAUGCGUUUCAGUUCAACGGGAAGGGAACGGUACCUGGCGGCGUGAUCGAGGGGAUCGCAGACUGGCUGAGAGGUGAGGCGGGACUUGCGCCGCCGCAUUGGAGGGAGCGACCCGGCGAGGACGACAAGUGGGACGCAGGAUACGAGCGGACGGGAUUCUUUCUCGCUUGGCUUUCCCGGCGCACCAGCAACCCUUCUUUGAUUCCGCAGCUCAACCGAAGACUCCAGAACGCGGCGUGGAACGACGGAGCUCAUUUGCGGGAACUGCUGGGGGGAAAGGAGCCGGAAGAGCUGUGGGAGGAGUACAAGAGGAGCUUUGACGGGAAGCGUGAGGAUGAGGACGAGGCGCCACAGCCUGUGCCAACGCACCGACCGCUUGCGCAAGGAGGAGCGCCAAGGAGCGGCUACAGCGUGCAGUACUAG
This is a messenger RNA of Rhodotorula toruloides NP11, 807 nucleotides long. RefSeq names its product PBSP domain protein. Bases 1 to 807 code for a protein of 268 amino acids. The record is from RefSeq and is a predicted model, not a curated record. Lineage: Eukaryota; Fungi; Basidiomycota; Microbotryomycetes; Sporidiobolales; Sporidiobolaceae. The transcript is spliced from 3 exons.